Bradysia coprophila is the source of this 3494-nucleotide messenger RNA. It is a transcript of the gene dsx, whose product is annotated as transcription factor doublesex. Gene Ontology annotation, biological process: regulation of transcription by RNA polymerase II; sex differentiation. Lineage: Eukaryota; Metazoa; Arthropoda; Insecta; Diptera; Sciaridae. Gene Ontology annotation, cellular component: nucleus. The record is from RefSeq and is a predicted model, not a curated record. Gene Ontology annotation, molecular function: RNA polymerase II cis-regulatory region sequence-specific DNA binding; DNA-binding transcription factor activity, RNA polymerase II-specific.
CGUAAACGAAAGAGUUGAUUUCAAAUAAUACAAUCAAAUAAAUAAAAUAGUGACGAAAAAGUUGUCUCUCGCGUUGAUUGUGUAUUUAGAGUAGAUUUAUACUUAGCUAUGACUAUUAUUAGUUUUGCAAAUACACAAAUACAACACUUCUUCCUAUAUGAAUUUCGGACUCCGCUGCAUAGUUGAUAAAAUAUUUUAAGUGUGCUAGUGUGUGUCAAUCAGUCAGACGUGCUGUUGUGUACUUCGAUUUACAUUGUUGCACCUCUCGUCCGAGUUCGUACUUUGUAACCUUUUUGCAACAUUUUAAUCACAUAUUCGAUACCGCUAUGGCAGAGUUAUUGCAGACAGUGAGGAGUAUACAUUAACAGAAAAUUUUUGAAUAAACGUUUAGUUAGUUAAUCAACUUGUACAUUCGCGAGGCCGUUGGGAUGAAUUUGAUUUGAAUGAUUGUAAAAUUAUUCGGUAAAUUUUGUGAUUUAUAAAAUUGUUCAAUUUGGUUUUUUGUUGAUAAUUUCAAAGUCGUCAAGAUAUGUAAUGAAAUGCGAUUCAGUAAGGAUAAUUUACUUGGUUAAAAUUCAGUUAAUUUGAAAAUCGUUUAACAACAAAAAAAAAUCAACUUAUAUCCAGUCCAUUGCAUGUAGUUAAUAAACGAAGAUAAUAAAAAAAAAAAAAAACAGAAAAGAUUAUGGAAAGACACAUUCUCCAAGCAAUUUAAAAAAGAAGUAAGAAAUUAUGUCGUGCAAUUUAUAAAACCAGUUAUUCAUACAUUCUGUCUUCGAUAUUGAGAUAUAUCGCAAAAUAAAGAGUUUUUUUGUUUAAUUUUAUUAGAAUAGAAUGAAUUUCUGAAGAAAUUUUUUUUUAUUCAAAAUAAAAAUAAUCGUGAGGAGAGGUAUAUAGAUGUGAACAACAAAAUAAAAAUUAAGACAAAAAAAAUAAUUAUAUAUCCGAUUAUCCCUGUGUGUGUCUUUAUAUUAAUCAAGUAUAAAAAAUAAAAAAAUAAAAUAAAAUUUGCACAAAAUUGUAUGAAAAGCAGAAAAAAAACAGAUCAAUUAAUUAAACUAAGAAAUUGCUGAGAUUAACUGACUACUAUACUAUACAUAGAAUUGUAAUUAUCAUUGUGCGUUCUUGACAAUUUAUAACAUAGCAACAGAUUGUUUUCAAUGUGCAUUGUAGAGAAUUGAAUGGAAAAUGAGACACCAUACCAUAGUGUGUGUAAUUAAUUUUUAGUAUUAAAAAGUGGAAAAUGGUAUGGUAAAUGUAUGUGAAUAGUUUCUUUUUUUUACCAAAACAUAAAAAAAGAUCUUUGGAAUGUGUUGGUUAUCUGUUCAUUCAGUGAUUUGAUUAUCUAAUGGUAUUUUUUAACCGACUUUUCUUGAACGAAAAAUCAUUGUUUAUAUUCUUGACGAUUUUUUUUUGGAUUUAAUUCUACUGUGGUUUCAAGUGAUUUAUCGCACUGCACUUUGUUUAUUGUACUAAAAAUUAGUUAUAUAAGAGAGAUUUGAAAGAAGCAAAAAAAAAACGAAACGAAACAAAAAAUUUGACUAAGGUCAGAACAUAAGCGAAGUGAAAGUUUGCCAAUUCUUUUAACCAAUUCUUAAGGAUAGUUAAGAACAUCUCACCUAUAUUUAUCCUGUCUGUUUGGGUCAUUUUCAAAACAAUUUUUAAAACUAUUAAGCACAAAAUUUUAUUACAAAUUAAAAAAAAAACAGAACAAACAAACAAAAAAAACAGAAAUUUAUACUGAAACAUUUUAGUAAUUCCAAUAUUAUUGAAUGGUCUCUAAUGAUAUAUCUGACUGGAACGACAUAAUGUCCGAUUCAGAGGUAACCGACACAAAGGCCGACAUUUGCGGUGGUCCGUCUUGUUCUGCGUCAACCGUUGGUGCACCCCGAACUCCGCCAAAUUGCGCCCGAUGCCGAAAUCAUGGCGAAAAAAUCAUACUUAAAGGACAUAAACGGUACUGUCGCUAUCGCUUUUGCAACUGUGACAAAUGUCGUCUAACGGCCGACCGACAACGCAUUAUGGCACAACAAACGGCACUGCGACGCGCCCAAGCUCAAGACGAGGCACGCGGUGUGACACCGUCACCGUCAUUGACACCUGAUCAGUAUAAAAUAUUACGUGUGCCAGACUUACGUGAGGUUCGUGAGAUGAGAGACAUAAGUGGUUUAGGUGAUUUAAAACAACCACUGUUAAGACCAAAAAGCCCUCCAAUCGAUUCACCGGUAACGCUUGCCAAUGCGGUUACGACCGAACGUUCAUUGGAUGGUUCGUGUGGAUCCUCGUGUGCUGUGCCAUUACCAUCGUCGGGAUUCCCUUACGUGCCAGUUUUUCCUAAAAUGCCGGAUACUCUAAUAAAGCCUGGCUGUCCCCGAGAUACAUUAAUAGAAUUAUGUCAGAAACUAAAUAAAACCUUUAAUUAUCCGUAUGAAAUGAUGCCACUGUUGUACACAAUUCUCACAUAUAACGACGAUGUGGAAGAAGCGUCACAGCGAAUCUACGAAGGUAUAUCGCAAACGCAAUUUUUUUGAGUCAUAAGACGUAGGAUAACUGCAAAUGCAUACAAACCAAUUGCGACAAAAAAUCAUAAACGAUUAUGCACGGUACAACAACCUCAACAUAUACGACGGAGGGGAGUUAAGAAUCGAUACCAAACGGGGAUGAUAACACGAAAAUGCUUUAUUUCUAAAUUUAUCUAAAAAAUAAAGGACAUGUCAAUUGUGGAACGGACAACGGCUGAUUUAUUGGCUUUCGUUAUUUAAAUAUGAGACUAAACAUUUAGACAAUAACGAGUGAACGUUUAGUUAUUUCAAUCUAAUUGUAAAAAUAUUUUGAUUGUAAAAAAAUAUAAGUGUGAAUAUGAAUACAGAACAGUUUUUUUUAGAUUAUUUGAAUGGUCACCAGUUUGUUACUAUUUACAAUAUAAGUUUCGAAUAGGGCAUGCCGAUGCAGUUCGCCAAGAACGGCUUGAAAUACUUAACAUAACUUACAUUGCGUGACAUUUAUAAAGCCAUAAAGUCAAAAGUAUGGUGAAAAUUAAAGUGAAGAAAUCAAUUUCCUUAAAUCUACAUCGCUACCAUCAAUUCCUACAUGUGCUGAUUUUUUCGACUGGCCUGAUGGACUGUUAGAAGCAACUUAUUAUUGAAAUCGAGAAUCAACCUUUUUGCAAGAAAAAUUUCUGUGAACAUUAUUUAAGCAGUAAAAUUGAAUCGUCCAUUUAAUCGUAAAGCAUAAUCCAUCCUAAAAUCAAAAUUGCAUCCACAGCUACUUAGACGAAACCCAUCCAACCGAUACACAAAUUCGAACGUGUUGAGUAUGUUAAGUUUACCAAGUAAAUUGUAAAGAAUGGGAUUGAAGUUCGUGUUACAUUUUGUUAUUUGUAAAGGAAAAACAGAAAAUUAUUGUUGAAACAGAAAUAUUUUGUAAAAAUUUUGAAUUUAGGAACUAAAAUUGGUGUUGAUUUGAUGUUAUUGUCAAAUCAAUCCAUAAGAUUG